ACUAUAGUGCCUCUGCAACUACUGUUAUCAAUAGUGCAAAAUGACGUACUGUAUGGUGAAGCUAGUAAGAUGAUUUUGAUGUAUGCAAAUGAUUACUUAUUCACAGGUGUUGUGUCGCUAGCCCGGAUGGCCAGCGCUUCAACAGUAAAUGUCACGGUGAAAGGAGUGGCCACCCAGUCAUCACUGUAUGGGGAUGGCCAGGCUAACAAUGCCAUUGAUGGCAACAGAGAAUCAGACUAUCACAAAAUGUCCUGCACACACACUGAACAGGAGACCAACCCCUGGUGGAGAGUGGACCUGCUGGAUCUGUACAGAGUGACAGCUGUCACCAUCACCAACAGAGGAGAUGUUGUUCCUGAGAGACUUGAUUGUGCUGAGAUCCGCAUCAAUAACUCACUGGAGAACAAUGGCAUCAACAACCCCAGAUGUGUUGUCAUCGCCAACAUCCCAGCAGGAGAGACCUACACCUUCCAGUGUAAUGAGAUGGAGGGUCGCUAUGUUGUUGUGAUCCCUGGAACAGAACAAGAUUCUCACUCUGUGUGAGGUGGAAGUUUACAGCAUUCUUACAUGUAAUUAUCUGCAACUAUCUUCACUUUUCACAUGAAGCGUUAGAUUUAUGUAGUUCACACUAGAUCAGAACAUUCAGUGCCUUCACACCCCUUGACUUUGAGAUUUUAAUUGAUUUGUCUUUCAUUUUUUUGUCAACGAUCUACACAAAAUACUCUCAUGUCAAAGUGGAAUAAAAAUUUGAAGUGAGAAGCCUUUUACCUUUGCACGGUUUUUCCUAGAACUUAGGAACAGUUCCAUCAGCCUUAUUAGCCU
Oncorhynchus tshawytscha (Chinook salmon) is the source of this 822-nucleotide messenger RNA. RefSeq names its product fucolectin-4. Bases 70 to 543 code for a protein of 157 amino acids. The record is from RefSeq and is a predicted model, not a curated record. The transcript is spliced from 3 exons. Lineage: Eukaryota; Metazoa; Chordata; Actinopteri; Salmoniformes; Salmonidae.